AGAAGAUUAAUUAUUAGUACAACAAAUUUGAUGAAUUUAUUAAAAAUAAUAAUUUAGUUAUAAUGAAUUUUUAGGGGACUAAGAAAUACGCAAAAGUGAUUACAAACAUUUAAUAAAUUUGUUAACGAAACAAUGAAGGGAAAUAUUAUUUUAAUAAUUACAGGAAUUAUUGUAAUAAAUUCUUGCUGCGCUGUGAAUUUACAAAGUAUUUUACGAUCGAAACGCGCUGAGUCUGAUUUUAUAUUGCGAAGUUGUACAGCAAGUGCACAAUUAACAAGAAAACACCGUACAAAUGAUGCUUCGCAGUUGACGGCAAAAAAUUCAAAUUUAACGAAAUUUACUUCUCCAUCUUUAGUAUUAAGCAGUCAAAAGGUGAAGAAUUCUAAUGUUAAUAAAUACUUACGAAAUGAUUUAAGAUUACAAACUAGAUCAAAAGGUAGGCAUUUAAUCGACAAGAAUACAACAGACACUCCACUAGGAACUGUUGAUGUUAAAACUAUUUAUAAAGAUAUUCCAAGAUUAUUCAAAAAAAAAGAUCCAUUACCUGAAUUAGAUAGGAAUAGUUCCGCUAGAAAUUUGGAUACUGACACUCCUAUAAUUGUUGUUCAAUCUUUAAAUCAAUAUUAUAUAAAUUAAAAUUGUCAGAAUGUUUUUAUAUACAGUUUAAUA
Messenger RNA from Ceratosolen solmsi marchali, 669 nucleotides. RefSeq lists its product as uncharacterized. NCBI's taxonomy places the organism in Eukaryota, Metazoa, Arthropoda, Insecta, Hymenoptera, Agaonidae. The coding region runs from base 133 to 636 and encodes 167 amino acids. The transcript is spliced from 2 exons. The record is from RefSeq and is a predicted model, not a curated record.